AUGAAGUUGCACAUUCUAGUUGCAAUAUUCUGCAAUAGCAGCAUAAUUGUUGGUGGGUUUAUGGACGCAGAUUUGGCGUUGAAAUUUUUUAAAAGUCGCAGCUUGCAAUCCAAUGUUGUACUAGUGUGUGCACUUAAAAAUGAGCAAAUGGAGUUUGCGAGAAAAAUAAAUGCAGAAAAAGACACAGUAACAUCUGUGAAGCAUAUGGAAAAUCUAAAUGUGUUGAGUAAUCUGAUAAUGAAUUAUAGACGAGUGGGCAUUGUGGUGGAUGGUGAUUGCUUAGGGACGCCAGCUUUUCUUUUAAGGUGCCGAAAGUAUAAAGUUUUCGAUACUAAGCAUUUCUGGCUCAUCCAAUACAAUAGCAGCAGCUAUCAAAAUCUCUUCACCAAUGUGAACUUAAACGUAGACUCCGAAGUUAAAGUAGCAUAUCCAGUCACCAAAUCAGAUAUGUUGCGAAAGAAAUAUGCCAUUGAUGAGGUGUACAACAGCGCGUUCGAAAAAGGUGGAGUUUUGAAAAUGUCCAGAGUAGGACAGUACACUAUACAGAGUGGUUAUGAAAUUUUUGAGGUCCAGAAUAAGUAUUUUCUGCGAAGAAAUCUUACAGGGGUUCACUUUAGUAGUGUCGUAGUUCUGCCUGAACCUUUCGAUGAACCUUUAAAAAGUUACAUGGUAAAUGAUAAAAACAUCGAAGUAAACACGCUUAAUCGCUUUCAUGCCCGGCUGAUGCAAUACUGCACUGAAUAUUACAAUUUCAGCGUUUCCGUUGGCGUUACGAAAUCUUGGGGAUUUUUUAAACCUGAUGGGACAAUGGAUGGACUAGUAGGAGCUCUGGAAAAGAAGACAGCUGAUUUUGGAAUGUCGCCUCUAAUUGCCAAAGUCGAAAGAGCUAAGUUUAUUAGUUAUGGGAAGGGAACUUGGCCCUUAAGGAUGGCAUUUAUGUUCAGAAAUCCGAAUACGAAAAAAUCGUAUGAAAUAUUCGUUAAACCUCUUUCGACCCAAAUUUGGAUUGCCAUCAUACUUUCCUCAUGGUUGCUGACACUCGCCCAAAAGCUCAGUUAUGCAUUUAGUUAUGGUUUUCACCAACAGGAUGCAACAGAAAAUGUCGAUUGUUCUUGGGGCGUUUGUGUUAUUCGUACCCUGGGCGCAUUUUGUCAACAAGCUAUGUCUGAUAUGCCAAGGGAGUUGAGUGGUAAAAUCACGAUUUUCGUUACCCUUACUCUGGGAUUGCUGGUGUAUCAAUUUUAUUCCGCAAUCUUGGUUUCUUUCCUCUUAAACGUGCCCGUUAGUAUCAUAACUAAUAUCCAAGGCAUUUUGGAUCAUGGUUUUAGUAUUGGAUAUGAAAACGUUUUAUAUUCCAGAUCUUUAUUGGAGGUUUCCACAGAUCCAAUUACCAAAGAGAUAUAUAGACGAGUAUUAGCUAAUAAUAAAUCCGGAUUUCUUAGCCGUGAUGUGGGAAUGAACCUGAUGAAGGAAGGACAUUAUGCUUUUCACAUUGAACUAGUUACAGCUUAUCCUUUUAUUCGGAAGCAUUUUGAUGAAGCAAUGAUUUGCGAACUCAAGGAAAUUUUUUUGUUCCCAGCAGUGUUUAUGUAUGCUAAUUACCAGAAAUGGUCACCAAUUAAGGAUAUUAUGGAUGUAUGGUAA
This is a messenger RNA of Dendroctonus ponderosae (mountain pine beetle), 1644 nucleotides long. RefSeq names its product ionotropic receptor 75a-like. The record is from RefSeq and is a predicted model, not a curated record. The transcript has 8 exons. The coding region runs from base 1 to 1644 and encodes 547 amino acids. NCBI's taxonomy places the organism in Eukaryota, Metazoa, Arthropoda, Insecta, Coleoptera, Curculionidae.